UUGGCAGUUUGCUUAUUGUAACAUCCCAAUUUACUGUCUGCUCUGCAGAGAGAAGUAGUUGGUGAGAAUGCCUGAUCCAGCCAAGUCCGCUCCAGCGCCCAAGAAGGGCUCUAAAAAAGCCGUGACCAAGACCCAGAAGAAAGAUGGAAAGAAGCGUAGGAAGAGCAGGAAGGAGAGUUACGCCAUCUACGUGUACAAGGUGCUGAAGCAGGUGCACCCUGACACCGGCAUCUCCUCCAAGGCUAUGGGCAUCAUGAACUCCUUUGUCAAUGACAUCUUUGAGCGCAUUGCGGGGGAAGCUUCCCGCCUGGCUCACUACAACAAGCGCUCCACCAUCACCUCCCGGGAGAUCCAGACCGCCGUACGCCUGCUGCUGCCGGGAGAGCUGGCCAAGCACGCCGUGUCCGAGGGCACCAAGGCCGUCACCAAGUACACCAGCGCCAAGUAGUCGUCCCACCCCUCCUUAUCUUGAUUCGCAUCAACACAAAGGCUCUUCUAAGAGCCACCC
Pseudophryne corroboree (corroboree frog) is the source of this 508-nucleotide messenger RNA. Its product is annotated as histone H2B 1.1-like. Gene Ontology annotation, molecular function: structural constituent of chromatin; DNA binding; protein heterodimerization activity. Gene Ontology annotation, cellular component: nucleosome. The transcript has a single exon. Lineage: Eukaryota; Metazoa; Chordata; Amphibia; Anura; Myobatrachidae. The coding region runs from base 68 to 448 and encodes 126 amino acids. The record is from RefSeq and is a predicted model, not a curated record.